GCGUUGAAGGAAGGAAGUCCCUGUCCCUCCCUCCCAUCCCACUCCUACCUUUCUUCUCUCUUUCUUUCUUCAACCAACUUACUUUCUCUUGAUUCCUCUUUCACACAAUAAAUUUGUCUUUUUUCUUCUUAUGAACUUCACUUUCUGCUUUCGCUUCCUUCCAAAAUGAAGGCUUUCAAUUCUGUAACUGGUUUUGUCUUGCCAGACUUGAAGAAUAGGUUCUUCCUUUGGAGUUUCCUCAUUGUGGUUUCUUUAAUUUGUGGUGCUUAUGUGGUUGGUAAUGCAUCCUUUGCAAAGGAAUACAAACAAAGAUUAGCACGAUGGGGACUAAUUUAUUCACUGCCAGUUACAAAAUCCAAUGCAUGCAAGAAACAUUGCUGGCCUUCUGGAACUGAAGCAUUGCCUAAAGGAAUUGUUGCUAGAACAUCUAGCUUCGAAAUGCGGCCCUUAUGGGACUCUGGUAUAAAUCAUAGAAUUUCAAAGCACCCAUUGAACUUGUUGGCUAUUGCAGUGGGGAUAAAGCAGAAAGAAAUUGUCAAUAAAAUAGUUGAAAAGUUCCCAUCAAGUGAUUUUGUGGUAAUGCUUUUUCAUUAUGAUGGUUUUGUGGAUGGAUGGAAGAACUUAGCUUGGAGUAAGCACGCCAUACAUGUGUCUGCUAUCAAUCAAACAAAAUGGUGGUUUGCAAAACGGUUUUUGCAUCCAGACAUAGUUGCUGACUACAAUUAUAUAUUUCUCUGGGACGAGGACCUUCUUAUUGAUAAUUUUGACCCAAAAAGGUAUGUAUCCAUUGUUAAAGAAGAGGGACUAGAGAUAUCACAGCCUGCAUUGGAUCCUGUUAAAUCAGAAGUACAUCAUCCACUGACUGUUCGUAAAGCAGGAUCAAAAGUGCACAGAAGGUAUUAUAAGUUUAAAGGUGGUGGAAGGUGUGAUGACAAUAGUACUGCCCCUCCUUGCACAGGUUGGGUGGAAAUGAUGGCGCCAGUGUUUUCCAGAAAAUCAUGGCAAUGUGUAUGGCAUUUGAUCCAGAAUGACUUAAUCCAUGCGUGGGGCCUCGAUAGGCAGCUUGGUUAUUGUGCACUGGGCAAUCGAAUGAAAAAUGUUGGUGUGGUGGAUUCUGAGUAUAUAGUUCAUCUGGGUCUGCCUACUCUUGGGAGCUCUAAUGACAAUGAGACGCUGUCAGAUUCCCACAAAGAUAAUUCCAGAGUUAAAGUUAGGAUGCAGUCAUACAUUGAAAUGCAGGUUUUUGGGAAAAGAUGGAAAGAAGCAGCAAACAAGGACAAAUGUUGGAGUGAUCCGUAUGGACAAGUGGCAAACCAGACUAGCCAUUAUUGAGUGUAUUUUGUGAGGUUUCCAGGUUCGUAGUCAACAAAUUGACUCGAGCAACAUAGUAUAAUAUCAAGUUCUGGUGAACAGAACGUAUGAUUGGUCUCCAGUCUUCUUUUCUGCCUUUGAUUUGAUAUCUCAACAGGAGUUUAUAGGAUCAUUGUCGUUUGCCAUUAUUGGAGGAUAUUUUGUACCUUCAUUUUGUGAUUGAGUCAUUUCUUCCCUUAGGUGCAGGUGUUGGUGUACACAGAGUGGUGCGGAGCUGUUCAUAUGACGACAGAAAAAUGUUUAGAUUUUUAUAUUAUACCCUUUGAAGGUCACUGUAAAUAAGUUAAGUUACAUUACAUAUAUACAUGGCUCAACAGUCUCAAAUGCUAUUCUUCGGAUGACUAAAUAUAUGCUCGAUACAUCUUAUAUUAUUGUUGGUA
Molecule: messenger RNA, 1751 nt
Organism: Lotus japonicus
Lineage: Eukaryota; Viridiplantae; Streptophyta; Magnoliopsida; Fabales; Fabaceae
Exons: 14
Coding region: 166-1332 (388 amino acids)
Source: RefSeq, a predicted model, not a curated record